UGUAUAUGUAUUCUUUUUUCUAGGGACCAACAGUUUCAAAACAAGUUUUGCAAGUGCUUUCGAACUAUUUGCGGUUUUUUUCUUCCCUGAAUUUCAAUCAGUGAUUGAAACUUCUAUGUUGGGAAAACAAACGGAUUAUUUUCGUACCGUUUUCUGGGAUUCAAUGAACAGUCGUGAAAAAAGUGGCUCGAAACGAGGAGACGUUAUAGACAAUUUAUUAGAAAUAAAAAAUGAAGAGCAAAAGUCGGACUUCAAAUUUGAAGGAGACGCAUUGGUAUCACAAUCAGCCAUGUUUUCUGUGGCCGGAUUAGAAACAAGCGCAACGACAACAGCUUUUACACUUUUGGAAUUAGCGAGAAACAUCGAGAUACAGGAACGAGUUCGUGAGGAAAUAAAAGAGAAAAUAAAAGAAAAUGGUUUAACGUACGAAUCUGUGCAGGAAAUGAAAUAUUUGCACCAAACAAUUGCAGAAACACUGAGGCUGGUACCACCGGCUCCCAUACUGGAUAGAGUCGCUCUUGUUGAUUAUAAGAUACCUGGAACUGAUAUUGUAAUCAAAAAGGGAACUGUGAUAUACACGCCUCUGUGUGGCCUACAUGAAGAUCCCAAAUAUUUUCCCAAUCCUCAGUCUUAUGAUCCUGACAGAUUUAGUGACGAGCGAAAGAAAGAUAUUGUACCGUGCACCUACAUGCCCUUUGGAGAUGGACCAAGAAUUUGCAUCGGACAGAGAUUGGCAUUGCUGCAAGUCGCUGUGGGUCUGAUUACGAUACUAAAGGAUUUUGAAAUCUCCCUGAAUCCUAUAUACAAGAACGAAGUAGACCCUCGUGCUAUAUUUGUUAAUCCUCGCUCUUAA
Messenger RNA from Cephus cinctus (wheat stem sawfly), 853 nucleotides. RefSeq names its product cytochrome P450 6k1. Gene Ontology annotation, molecular function: oxidoreductase activity, acting on paired donors, with incorporation or reduction of molecular oxygen; iron ion binding; heme binding. NCBI's taxonomy places the organism in Eukaryota, Metazoa, Arthropoda, Insecta, Hymenoptera, Cephidae. The transcript is spliced from 5 exons. The record is from RefSeq and is a predicted model, not a curated record. The coding region runs from base 116 to 853 and encodes 245 amino acids.